Molecule: messenger RNA, 999 nt
Organism: Menidia menidia (Atlantic silverside)
Lineage: Eukaryota; Metazoa; Chordata; Actinopteri; Atheriniformes; Atherinopsidae
Source: the annotation of a GenBank genome assembly
AGGGAGCUGGCCGGGAAACAAUAGUUGAACAAAUCCAGGGUUCGCCUGCAGGAUCUCCACCUUCUCUCUCUCCGCUGCCGGCCGCUGAAGACUGAGAUGGACUGGGACGGCCGGGGAUGGAGCCACCCGAUAUAGUCCCCCUCCGGCCAUCUUUCUCCCUAAGACCUCCUGACUUCCACCCGCCGCUGAUCCAGAGCAAAAAACAAAAAAGAGGAAACGGCUCCACCUCCGCGCCAGAUCCCGUUGUAUGACGUGGCCGAGAAGAAGACGGCAUUGCGAUCUAGCGAAGGAUCGGGAGGCUCAGGGUGCCCCGACCAUGAAACCCACGACCCCCGGGGGUCCCCCUUCCGGCCUCCUGCUGGUCCUGGUGUGCUGCCCCCUGCUGGGUUUGGUCCAGUCGGCCAGCAGCAACAAGGCCAGCGACAACGCGCACCCCCACCUGGGCGACAGCGACCCCGACCGCUGCAUGAGGCACCACUUCGUGGAGACCAUCACGCACCCGAUUUACAAAUGCAACUCUAAGCGUUCGGACUCCGAACGCAUCUGGCAGGUGCAAAGUGGAGGCCGGGAACGCCGGGGAAGGCCCGGGAAGGCGAUGGUGUUGCUGGCGCGCUGCGAGGGCCACUGCAGCCACACCACCCGCUCCGACCCCCUCAUCUCCUUCAGCUCCGUGCUCAAGCAGCCCUUCAAGAGCUCCUGCUCCUGCUGCCGGCCGCACACCUCCAAGCUGAAGGCGGUGCGGCUGCGCUGCGCCGGCGGGACCCGCAUCACGGCCACCUACCGAUACAUCCUCGCCUGCAACUGCGAGGAGUGCAGCUGAGCGGGCCCCCCCCCCGGGCCCCCCCUCCCAGACCCCUCAAGACUCUCGACAUCCAGCAUUUUUUCCUUGGCCUUGGACCUCAUUCUAAAGCUGUUCAGAGUAUUCGGUUGAUUGUUGGAUCGGAAAUUUGCCCCAGAGAUGCGUGUCUUUGACUUGGGAGAGAAAGGUUUUUGAGGAAU